UGGCACUAUGGAUGCUACUGCAGCUGCAUUGCCUGACAUAGAUGAUUACGGUUGCCCCAACCUGAAUUGCACUCCUAUGGAGUUUACACAAUUUAUACUCGGUCCGCAGACUCUGCCACUACAUAAGGCGCUGCUGAUCACUAUAAUAUUUAGUGGUAUAUUUAUAACCGGCGUCUUGGGCAAUGUUUUGGUCUGCAUGGUUAUCAUUAGGCAUGCGGCUAUGCAUACGGCAACGAAUUAUUAUCUAUUCAGUUUGGCAGUCUCCGAUUUACUUUACUUACUCUUAGGAUUGCCAACGGAAGUAUUUCUCUACUGGCAUCAAUAUCCGUUUCUAUUCGGCUUACAGUUCUGUAAGCUGCGCGCAUUUGUAUCGGAAGCCUGCACCUAUGUUUCGGUAUUCACAAUUGUUGCCUUUUCCAUGGAACGAUUUCUGGCCAUAUGCUAUCCGCUGCAUGUCUGUGCCAUGUCCGGCUUUCAGCGAGCACUGCGAAUCAUCACAGUGCUUUGGAUCGUUAGCUUCCUAACUGCAAUACCAUUCGGUGUUAAGACUGAAAUUCAAUACUUGAAUUAUCCAAUCGAUGGAUCUCGAAUACUGGAAUCUGCAUUUUGCUCCAUGGAAUCAGAGUUUCCCGAUAAAUAUCCUUUGUUUGAGGGUUCUUUUAUAAUAUUUUUCAUCAUACCCAUGAUACUCAUUUUUGUGCUGUAUGGUCGCAUGGGCGCUCAAAUACGCUCCAGAGCCACGGACCAAUUGGGAGUUCAGCAGGGCUCACGAAAUCGAGAGUCUCGCAGCUCGCAGAAGAAAAAGCGAGCCGUUAUACGAAUGUUGGCCGCCGUUGUUAUCACAUUCUUUGUCUGUUGGUUUCCCUUUCAUCUGCAACGAUUGUGGUUCUUAUACGCCAAGAACUUUGCCUGCUUUCAGAAUGUCAACGAGUGGCUCUUCUCGAUCGCGGGCUUUGCCUACUACGUGUCAUGCACCAUCAAUCCAAUUGUAUACAAUGUGAUGUCCAAGCGCUAUCGAGUUGCAUUCAAAGAAAUUCUAUGCGGCAAGAAAGCUGGAGCUUUUUAUAACAGCGGCUUUGCUCGAGAUCAAUCGAGUUUUAUGCGAGAUGAAACGAGUUUUCGGCGAAAUGGCAGCACUAACAAUAAUAAUCUGAGCACCAGCAAUGUGCGCUACAGUCGAGUACAUUCUAAUCGCGUAUCCGACUGCUCCCUGCUAAGCACUACAAAAAUAGUCAUAGUGCUUGGAAAUAGAAGAGAAGCCAAUCACAAUAUACCCGAAGAAACUGACAUAAAAAAGGAGGAGCCAUAAAGCUGGUGUUCAUUCUAUAUAUAUUAUAUGAUAUUAAAUUAUCUAU
Messenger RNA from Drosophila navojoa, 1355 nucleotides. It is a transcript of the gene CapaR, whose product is annotated as Capability receptor. Gene Ontology annotation, biological process: neuropeptide signaling pathway. Gene Ontology annotation, cellular component: plasma membrane. Lineage: Eukaryota; Metazoa; Arthropoda; Insecta; Diptera; Drosophilidae. The record is from RefSeq and is a predicted model, not a curated record. Gene Ontology annotation, molecular function: neuromedin U receptor activity.